GACAAAAAAGAGAGGGUUUUGGAGUUUGGAUUUAUGUCAUACUGGCCUGGUUUAUUUUCCGUCGUCCUUCUCUUCCCGCUCGAGCUUGCAAAAGCCGUUUCCGAACACCAUCGAUGUGGUACUUAUGUGUGUUUUACCACAGGUUGCUCGAUUACCGGAAACCUGAAGUCGAGUCUUUGGCCGACCUUUUCGGAGCUUUUGAAGACAACCGGAGCAACAGGGUUUUACGAUGGCGGCUGCCCCAACACCAUCACCCUGACUCCCCUUUCCAUUUCGUCGAUUUGCCUACCGAAGGCAUCGCCAGGAACGUCGCUAAUCGAAGUAUACUGGUGAAGGGGAUUUAUGAACUUUGGGGUGAAGGAACUAGCUAUGAGGAGCUUGAAGAGGCUAUUAAAAGCUACCCGGAUGAACGUAAGUUGCCACAUUUGGGGUCUGAAAGUACGUUUAAGAUUACUGUUGAUAGUUUCGGGAAGGUUAUGAGCCUUCAGGAGCAUAAUGAACGGAUUCGGGGACUCUCUUAUAUUCCUUUCAAGGGUCGAGUUAAUUUAAAGAAUCCUGAUAUCAAUUUCUGGCUCAUGGAAACUGAUGAUUCUGCAACUAACAACGGGCUUCCGCCAGUUGCACAAAGGAGAAUAUUCUUUGGUAGGGAAGUUGGUGGAGCAGAUAGGAAACUUAUCCCCACGUAUCAAUUGAAAAGCCGAAACUAUCUUGGCCCGACAGCAAUGGAUGCAGAAAUGGCUUUCUUAAUGGCCAAUCAAGCACAGGCUGCCCCUGGGAAACUUGUGUAUGACCCUUUUGUUGGCACGGGGAGCAUUCUUGUUUCAGCAGCUCGCUUUGGAGCCAUGACGAUGGGUGCAGAUAUUGACAUUCGAGUAGUGCGUGAUGGGCUUGGCCCUGACUGUAAUGUCUGGAGCAACUUCAAGCAGUACGGAUUGCCAAUGCCAAUUGGUUUGUUGAGGGCAGAUAACAACCUUCCUCCUUGGCGUCCCGGAUUAAAGGAGGUGUUUGAUGCAAUAAUUUGUGAUCCGCCAUAUGGUGUUCGGGCUGGCGGACGGAAAUCCGGUGGUCGAAAAUUGCUCAAGGGAGUUGUUGGACCUUACACUGUCCCCGAUGACAAAAGGGCAGACCAUAUACCAUCAACUGCACCUUAUAGCUUAGCCGAGUGUGUGCACGACUUGCUUGACCUUGCUGCUAGGAUGCUUGUAAAGGGUGGCAGGCUUGUGUUCUUUUAUCCCGUGUCUAGAGAAGAUGAUUCGUCGGAAGAUCAUUUCCCGGAGCAUCCAUGUUUCGAGUUGGUUGCCAGUUCUGAACAGAUACUCAGCUCGAGAUAUAGUCGGGUUUUACUCACCAUGGUAAAGACAUCCCCAUACACCGAGGAACUCGCAUUGGCGGCUCGGAUAAAGCAUUUGGAGUUCAAGGAGAAUCAUGCCAAGUGGUUAGAAGAGGGUAACAAUCUUCACUCUUCUGUUUUCAGUCCGGCAGAGGUUGUUGAAUCAGGUGAUGCGAAAGUGAGUAAAGAAUCAAAGCUCAAAUACAGAGGGAAAUAUGUGUAGUCUCUGCUGCUGUUUUGACUUAAAUAUUGUGGUCAUCCAUGUUUUUAUUCUGAAUGACAGUGAUGAAAAGAUUGCUUGCAAGUAGCAGACAGUAGAUGUAAUGUUGUUUUAUUC
This is a messenger RNA of Hibiscus syriacus, 1667 nucleotides long. Its product is annotated as tRNA (guanine(10)-N2)-methyltransferase homolog. Gene Ontology annotation, molecular function: nucleic acid binding. The record is from RefSeq and is a predicted model, not a curated record. Gene Ontology annotation, biological process: methylation. Gene Ontology annotation, cellular component: cytoplasm. Lineage: Eukaryota; Viridiplantae; Streptophyta; Magnoliopsida; Malvales; Malvaceae. The transcript has 6 exons. The coding region runs from base 114 to 1553 and encodes 479 amino acids.